This is a messenger RNA of Carica papaya (papaya), 1555 nucleotides long. RefSeq names its product BURP domain protein USPL1-like. Lineage: Eukaryota; Viridiplantae; Streptophyta; Magnoliopsida; Brassicales; Caricaceae. The record is from RefSeq and is a predicted model, not a curated record.
UUAUAACAUUAAAAAUUUAACCGAGUAAUAUCUAAAGCAUGCCAUCCAUUCCUACUGCAAUCGGACAUCAUCUACCUGCUGACAAUUGGAUAUAAUUGACUCCACUCAAACAUCUUUCUAGUAUAAAAACCUGCUUCCGCGAAGAAAUAUCCAAAUGGAAUUUGCUUCCUCUACCAUUUUUCUUCAUCUUCUACUGCUUAUGAAAAUUGUGCAGUGUAGUGGAUUAGCCAGGGAGAUGCAGCAUGAUGGGAGCAUGAAUAAGGUUUUGCGGCUAUCUAGCUGGGAUAUUCAUGAGAGGCAAGAUGAUGCUGAUGUCAGAAGAAGCGAAAACGCAAUGGAUGGUGAUGAUGAUCAUUUUUGGAUUUAUGGGAAGCGAAACCAUCACAUCCAUGAUGAAGAUGGUGAAGUACUAGUGCAGAAAGAUGUCGGCGGGGAUGAUCAUCUAUGGAUUUACAGAAAGCAAGAUGAAGAUAAUAGUAAUGAUCAUGAGCACAAAAUGCAUGACACUGCUGAUGCUGAUGCAGCAUCCCGCAUGACGAAGCGAAUAGAAGAAAUGGUGUUCUUCCACAUAACUGAUGUGAAAGUAGGGGAAAAGAUCCCCAUCUACUUCCCUCGCAAAGAACCAAUGUCUUCUUUUCAUAAACACUUUCUGUCAAAAGAGCAAGCUGAUUCAAUUCCUUUCUCUUCAGGUAAACUCUCAUACGUUCUCCAAAUGUUGUCAAUCAAUCCAGGGUCUCCGCAAGCCCGAGCCAUGAGAAACACACUAGCUCACUGUGAGGCUCAACCCAUCCAAGGAGAGACCAAGACAUGCGCCACCUCAUUAGAAUCCCUGCUUGAUUUCGUACAUGCCCUGUUUGGCCCUCAAUCAGAUUUCAACGUUUUAAGCACGAGGUACCUGAAAAGGUCAAGCAUUAACAAUAUACUUGUACAGAACCACACAGUGGUGGCGAUUAUAGAAGAGAUGUGGCCCAGCAAAAUGAUAGCUUGCCACAAGAUGCCAUACGCUUAUCCAGUGUUAUAUUGCCAUGGAUUGGAAGGAGGAAGUAAGGUGUUGAAGGUGUUGUUGGGUGGUGAAAAUGGAGAUUUGGUGGAUGCUGUUGGGGUUUGCCAUAUCGACACGUCUCAUUGGAGUCCUACACAUGCUUCAUUUCGUGUGCUGGGAGCGGAACCAGGCAAAUCCCCCGUCUGCCAUUUCUUCCCAUCUUAUAAUCUAGUCAUCGUUCCUGCCUAGCUAGCUUUUGCCACAAACCCAAUUAUAAAUAAUAUUUAGGCAUGUUAUGUGAUGAGCCUCUUUAAUUCAGUUUGUUAAUCGUGUGGCCACCAUUUUAAUAUCUAUGUAUUGGGUUCUCGAAAAUAAAGCAAUGUUAUUCCAGUGUCAUUUGAUGUGAAUGAGAACGCUGUUGUGUUUGUAUUUGUAUAUGUAUAUGUAUAUAGAUAUUGGGCAUUGUUUGUAGUCCACUGGAGGAUCGAGGGAGUAUAUAUGAAUAUAAUUGGAUCCAGGGGGUAUAAGGUCGUUUAGGCUGAUGCCAUUUGGUUCCUGUUUAAGACCCUACAA